CAAAACUAAAUGUAGACAUGUCACUAGUAUGUCUGGAAAUUGUAUUAAAUGAAAGCUGUACUUUGGUUAUGUCUGUGCAUGCAUCUCAUUUACAAGAGCUGGAAAGAUUAAUGUAUCUGCCACGGUGUGGGACUUUUUUAAUUUGACUACAAGUUCAGCAACGUGAUAGCCACCUUUUAGGACUUUCUCAUUUUACUUUGUGUUUUUUCUCAUCAACGUUUCCUCUUCCUCCACAUGUGCACGAAGGCGAACAAAAUACUUGCAUUUUUGUUCUGAAGUGAAAGGGGAUUUGUUUGAAAAUACCCUUGAAGAUUACUUAGACUUGCUUGGAUUGUUGGAUAAUUUUUCGCCACACAACAAGCACAAUGGAGUCAUAAUCGUUGGAUCACCGGUGGGAGUAAAGAAAGAGAGUGUCGGGUGGCUUUUUGAGAAGAGCUGAAAUAGGGUUUUGGUGAACAGGAGGAGAUUGCAGAACAUUUCUGGACCACUACAGACAAGGUGAUCAGACAGACAGGCAGGAGAGCACUUGUGUAUGUUUUGGAAGGAAAGGGAAGGAGACUUGGUGGUGCAACUUCGAGGUACAGGAAAUCAUACAAGGAAAGAGGCUCGCUAAGAAGAAGUGGGACACUUUGAGGACUGAGUAGAGGAAGGAAUACAUGGAGAUCAAAAAUAGGACAAAGGUAGAGGUGGCAAAGGUGAACGAGGCAGAUGAGGACACGUAUGCCAGGUUGGACCCAAAAGAAGGAUGGAAACAUUGAUACAGAUCGCCGAGACAGAUGGCUACAGACAGGAAAGAUCUGCAGCAGGUUAGGGUAAUUAAGGAUGGAUUUGAAAAUCUGUUGAUUGGUGCCAGUUCUGUGCUGAUGGGUGAGGAAAACGAGAGAGAAAGAACAGUAGAAGGUCAGAAAGAGCUUCAUUGUAUCCUUGUAGAUCAAGAGAAAGCCAAUGAUAGAGUACCCAGAGAAGUAUUGUGACACUGGAAAUGUAUUGUGAGCAUUUCCUGGGAACCGCUGGAUGAAUCCCCUGCCAGAAGGAAUUUCAAUUCCCACCUCUGGGAACACUUCAGCUACGUUCUGGGGGAGGGAGGGGACACUGAGUUUGAAAGGACCAUGUUCCACGCUGCCUUAGCAGAGGCAGCCGACUGGAGAUGUAAGGGUGCUUCAGGAGGUUGGAGUACCGAACCCAUUGAUUACGGGCCUGGGUGUUCAUUCCCUGUACGACCAGUGUCAGAGUUUGGUGCCCAUUGCCAGCGGUAAAUCGCACUUUUUUCUGCUUUGGGUUGGCUGCCCUGCUAAAGGCUGCCUUUUGUCACCGAUUCUGGACAUAACUUUUAUGGACAUCAUUUCUAGGCACAACCGAGGCCUAGAUGGGGUCCAGUUUGUUGGCAUCAGUAUUGCAUCUGUGCUUUUUGCAGAUGAUGUGGUUCUGUUGGCUUCAUCAAAACGUGAUUUUCAACUCUGACUGGAAUGGUUGGAAGAUCGGCUGGGAUGAAAAAAAAGCACCUCUAAAUCUGAGAGGUCCAAUGCGCACUCCAGGUUGGGGAUGAAAUCCUUCCCCGAGAGGAGGAGUUGAAAAAUCUCAGGGUCUUGUUGAUGAGUGAAAGAAGAAUGGAACCAGAUAUCCACAGGUUAUUUUGCAUCGGUCCUUCCUCCAAACCCUUGGACUUUGAUUCCCAAAUCCAAGGCACAAUGUAUUCUCACUGGCCGUUGGAUCACUGGCCAACAGUGCAGUCCUUCUUCUCCUGGCCCAGUUGAGACACUUCCAAUGUUGCCUCAGGCUCAGAAAAGAUUUGAUCUGAGGUAUCCGACAGUUGUACCCCAUCUCCCAUAUGCGUCUGGAUGUGGUGUUUUUUUAAGCUGUGAAUCCCGCCUCAUUUGACUAUUCCAGGAACUUUUGUAGAUACUUGACUCUUCUCUGAUUGAUAAUACGCUAAAGGCCACAAACAUUUCUUUUGCUGAUGUAUCUUCUUCCACUGGUCUCUACACCAAUGUGCUUGUCCACAGCUCUCUGUGAACCACCAGUCUCAUUUGCUAUGAGCGUUUGUGCCUUACCCAUGCCAUGGAGGCUAUCAAUAAUGGUCUUCUGGUGAAUUGUCAUGCCUGCACACUUCCCAUAUUGAAGAAACUGAACUGAAGCAAUUUAAUGACACCUAUGGAAACUGUGGAGAUGCUUUGUGUUUAGGUGGGGAUUUGUGUGUGAUGCUCAGUUUAAAACAUUUAUGGCCUGCAAAAUAUGGGCUGAUUUCUUCACAGUAUUCCUUUUUUUCUUAUUUGUGGACUUUGUAGAGCCCUCCUCGAGCCAUCACCUUAUUUUUGUGGAAGGUCCUCAGCAGGAUCCUCGAGGGUGCAUGGGAGUUCACCCAACCAGUCUAUAUGUGUUUUGUGGACUUUAGGAAGACCUUGACCCUUGGGGAGUCUUGUGGGGGGUGUUCGGGAGUAUGGGGUACCAAACCCCCUGAUACGGGCUGUUCGGUCCAUGUACAAUCGGUGUCAGAGUCUGGUCUGUAUUGCCGGCAAUAAGUUUGUUUGAUUCCACCAAGGCUUCCCUUUGUCACAGAUUUUGUUCAUAACUUUUAUGGACAGCAUCUCUAGGCACAUUCAAAGCAUAGAGUCUCCGUCCAUAGAGUGUUUGGUGGCCUCAGCAUUGCAUCACUGCUCUUUGCAGAUUAUGUGGUUUUGUUGGCUUCAUCAAGCUGUGAUCUCCAACUCUCACUGGGGCGUUUCAUAGCUGGGUUUGAAGCAGCUGGGAUGAGAAUCAGCACCUCCAAAUCUGAGACCAUGGUCCUCAGUCGGAAAAGGGUGGCGUGCCUUCUCCAGGUCGGGGAUGAGAUCCAGUCCCAAGUGGAGGAGUAUCUCGGGGUCUUGUUCACGAGUAAGGGAAGAAUGUAGUGAGAGAUCAACAGAUGGAUCGGUGCAGCGUGCGUAGUGAUGCGGACUUUGUAUCGGUCCGUAGUGGUAAAGAGGAAGCUAAGCAGAAAGGUUUUACCAGUCGAUCUAUGUUCCUACCCUCACCUAUGGGCACGAGCUGUGGGUCGUGAACGAAAGAACAAGAUCCCGGAUACAAUCAGCCGAAAUGAGUUUGCUCCGCAGCGUGUCCGGGCUCUCCCAUGGAGAUAGUGUGCAAAGCUUGGUCAUCCGGGAGGGGCUCAGUGUCGAGCAUUGUGAUGAGCCAGAUGAGGUGGCUGGGGUAUCUGAUCCGGAUUACUCCCGGAUGCCUCCAUGGUGAAAUGUUCCUUGCAUGUCCCACCGGAAAGAGACCCCGGGGAGGACCCAGGACAUACAUGAGAUACUAUGUCUCUCUACUGGCUUGGGAACGCCUCGGGAUCCCUCUGGAAGAGCUGGAAGAAGUGGCUGGGAAAAGGGAUGUCUGGGUAUCCCUGAUCAAUCUACUUCCCCCACAACCCGAUCCGCAGAAGCGGUAGAGAAUGGAUGGAUGGAUUGAUAUUACAUUAAGUUGUUUAUUCCUGAAAAAAUAAUAUUGUUAUGCUUACUCCUUCCUUGCAUCCCUGCUUCGCUGCAUAUGGGUCCUCCAUGUCUUGCCCUGCCUUCCUCGGCCAUCACUAGUCCCGACAGGGACAUUAUGGAGACAAGUGUUGUUUCCCUGCUAAAAAUUUUCUCUAGAACAUUUCUCAAGAAUUUCUAAAGAACUGUAAAACUUUAGGACCCAAGUUCUAUUGAAUUUCUAUUGAAAUUCCAUUGUUCUGUGUAAAUUCUAUAGGAAAUCACAGCCAAAGCUCUAUUGAACAAGUUGUUCUGUACAAAUUCUAUUGAAUUCUCUUGAUUUCUAUAGAAUUUCUGUAGGAAUUGUUUAGCAGGGUUGGUUCCUCACCUCAGACCUUUUUACUGUGGGUGACCUUACCAGGGCCAUGAAACACCAGACAAUGUAGCUCCGAGGAUCAUUGGGUCACACAAACCACUCCACCAUGAUAAGGUGAUGGCUCAUGGAGGGUCCAUACACACGUUACUUGGAUAUACAGAAUUCUCUGAUCACAUUCUGUUCCAGGUCACUGACGGUGUAGUAGUACACAGACCUGACUUUGCUGCCUAUAUGUGCCCUGCGACAGACUAGUGACUAGUUCACGGUAUAGUCCACCUUUCACCUGAUGCAAGCUGGGAUAGGCUCCGGCACUCUGGCAACCCUUGUGAGGAUAAGCGGCUUGGACAAUGGACAUUUUGUUCCCUCAUCUGCCUCAUCACACAUAGUUACACUGAAAACAAAACAAACGCAAAGCAGGGACCUUGAAUCUAUUUACAAACCCUUAUGUCUUUCCACUAACACUGUCCAUGGACUCUGGUCAAGGCCAUCACACACACAAGCACACUCAUUCACUCCGUGCAUGGAACAGUAUUUCCUCAUUGAAGUCAUUUUGACAUUAUGGUAGAUGUGGAUGGAUUUAUAACAAUCAAUGUAGUGAUAAAGUUGCACGCAGUAACAUUUUAAUUAAAAAAGAACACUUGAUUUGGUGCAAAACAAGCUGUGACAAAUCAUCACCCAUCUCAUUUUCAAACCAGUGAUGACAUAAUACGUUUUUUUUGGUCUGCCUUUGGACCCACCCAAAGACACAAUGCAGUUAUAAAAACCUUCCGCAUGGCAAUGUGUCAUUACCCUCACUUCAGCUAUUCUGCCCAUUGACACACACACACACACACACAUACACUGGUUAAUUAUACAAUUUGUUUUCUGCCAUACAUCUGCGCCUUUUUAUUUUGUGGGCCCUUCCCCUUGUUACCAUUGUUACAAUCAUGAUUAUAAGUUUCGCUCUAAUAUGGGCAGUGCUGGUAGGGUUCUGCUGCAUCCUUUGGCUGGCUGUGGGAACACGACGAAGGCAGCCUAAGGAGCCUGCAAUUGAAAAUGGCUGCAUACCCUAUCUUGGUUGUGCUCUCCAAUUUGGGACCAACCCUCUCCAGUUUCUCCAUAGCCGUCAGAAGAAGUAUGGCCACAUUUUCACCUGCAAGAUUGCUGGCCAGUACAUUCACUUCCUGUGUGACCCAUUCUCUUACCACUCAGUCAUCAGACAAGGUAGACACUUGGACUGGAGGAAAUUCCACUUUGCAACAUCAGUCAAGGCAUUUGGCCACGACAGCUUCGACCCUCGUCAUGGCCACACCACAGAAAAUCUGCAUCAGACUUUUCUUAAGACACUGCAAGGUGAGGCAUUGCCCUCACUGAUCAAGAGCAUGAUGGAGCACCUUCAGAAUGUGAUGUUGAAGUCCAACACACUCAAUCCAAGCAAGGAUCACUGGAAAGUGGAUGGCAUUUUUGCUUUUUGCUAUAAGGUGAUGUUUGAGUCGGGCUAUCUGACAUUAUUUGGUAAAGAGCUUGGUGAGGAGAAGUGCCAGGCUCGGCAGGGAGCUCAGAAAGCUUUGGUGCUGAAUACGUUGGAGAAUUUCAAGGAGUUUGAUAAGAUCUUCCCAGCUUUAGUUGCUGGCCUGCCUAUCCAUGUCUUUAAGAGUGCCUAUAGUGCCAGAGAGAAUCUAGCCAAAACAAUGUAUGCUGAAAAAUUGUCACAGAGAGAGAACGUUUCGGAUCUGAUCUCCAUGAGAAUGAUCCUGAAUGAUUCUUUAUCCACCUUCAAUGACGUAAGCAAGGCCAGAACACAUGUUGCAUUGCUUUGGGCUUCACAGGCUAAUACCUUGCCUGCAACCUUUUGGAGUCUUUUUUACAUGAUAAGAAGUCCAGAUGCAAUGAAAGCAGCUCGUGAAGAGGUGCAAAGAAUGCUGGAGGCUUCAGGUCAGACUGUAAACCCAAGUGACCCCACAUUAAACCUGAAGAGGGACCAAUUGGACAAUAUGCCUGUUUUAGACAGUAUUAUAAAGGAAGCCAUGCGUCUAUCCAGUGCUUCUAUGAAUGUGCGUGUUGCCAAAGAAGACUUUUUACUUCACCUAGACAAUCAGGAUGCUUAUCGUAUAAGGAAAGAUGAUGUCCUAGCUCUGUACCCCCCCAUGUUGCACUACGAUCCAGAAAUCUAUGAAGAUCCCUAUGAAUAUAAAUUUGACCGCUUUCUUGAUGAAAAUGGUCAUGAGAAAAACAGUUUCUAUCGUAAUGGCAGGAGAUUACGUUACUUCUACAUGCCCUUUGGCUCUGGGGUCACCAAAUGCCCUGGCAGAUUUUUUGCCAUAUAUGAAAUUAAGCAGUUCUUGACUCUGGUUUUGUCUUACUUUGAAAUGGAACUUCUGGACCCUGCAAUCAAAGUCCCACCGCUUGACCAGUCACGUGCUGGUUUAGGAAUCCUUCAACCAACAUAUGAUAUUGAUUUUCGAUUCAAAUUGAAAUCCUACUUUUAAAUGUGUUGUUGUUGAAAAAAAAUGUAUAUAGUGUAUAUUCAAGUUCUGUAUGUUGAUGUCUUGAUACACAUGUAAAUAGAUGUUUUCAACGCUGUAUAUUAUGCGUUGAUUUGUUGCUCUGGAACAUAAAUUC
This is a messenger RNA of Syngnathoides biaculeatus (alligator pipefish), 6417 nucleotides long. RefSeq names its product cytochrome P450 7A1 (gene cyp7a1). Gene Ontology annotation, biological process: bile acid biosynthetic process; cholesterol homeostasis. Bases 4743 to 6284 code for a protein of 513 amino acids. Gene Ontology annotation, molecular function: steroid hydroxylase activity; oxidoreductase activity, acting on paired donors, with incorporation or reduction of molecular oxygen; heme binding. The record is from RefSeq and is a predicted model, not a curated record. The transcript has 8 exons. NCBI's taxonomy places the organism in Eukaryota, Metazoa, Chordata, Actinopteri, Syngnathiformes, Syngnathidae.